Molecule: messenger RNA, 528 nt
Organism: Diaporthe citri
Lineage: Eukaryota; Fungi; Ascomycota; Sordariomycetes; Diaporthales; Diaporthaceae
Exons: 3
Coding region: 1-528 (175 amino acids)
Source: RefSeq, a predicted model, not a curated record
AUGCAGUGCUACCUCCGUGUAACGAUUCCGCCACAUGAGCAGCACGUACGCCGUCUGCAGGUGGGCUGUGCUCAUGUCGCAUCCUUCUCGCACGUCGUGCCCGGCUACGUCUUCGGCUGCAACGAGCUAGCCCUCGACGCCGGAAUGAUGCAGACGCAGAACAGCUCCAACAACUUCCUGAUGGUCGGCCUGCUGGGCGGCGAGCUGCCGUUCCCCAUCCACGGCGGCUUCGCCCACAUCGACGACGUGGCCGAGUUCCACCUGCGCGUGGCCCUCGAGGAGGCGUACGCUGGCAAGGAUAUUGGUAUUGCGACAAAGGUAGACUACGCUUCUAUCUUUGACCAGAUCAAGGACAGAUUCCCCGGGGCUGUGAAGGAAGGGAUCUUCAAUAAGGGAACGGUCCCUACGCUCCCCAUGGAGUACGACUCGAGUGAUGCGAAGGGUUUGCUGGGCGAGCUGAAGAGCUUUGAGACUGCCGUGUCUGCUGUUGCCACUCAAUACCUCGAGCUGCUGGAGAAAAGGCAGUGA